Messenger RNA from Pleurotus ostreatus (oyster mushroom), 690 nucleotides. RefSeq lists its product as uncharacterized. The transcript is spliced from 2 exons. The record is from RefSeq and is a predicted model, not a curated record. NCBI's taxonomy places the organism in Eukaryota, Fungi, Basidiomycota, Agaricomycetes, Agaricales, Pleurotaceae. Gene Ontology annotation, molecular function: protein C-terminal S-isoprenylcysteine carboxyl O-methyltransferase activity. The coding region runs from base 1 to 690 and encodes 229 amino acids. Gene Ontology annotation, biological process: C-terminal protein methylation. Gene Ontology annotation, cellular component: endoplasmic reticulum; membrane.
AUGAACGCAAACGCCUUCCUCGACGCCAGCAAUUGGCUUGUGCUUGUUAACGCGAUCUCUUUCUACUUGACGAGCACUCCGCCAAACCGACCUCUCGCUGAGAGCGGGCAGAUCAUCAAGUCGACGUACGAGAAGACUGUUAUAGCCCGCGCGCUGGCACAUAAGACAUUCGUUUGUUCCGUCUGCGCGCUGCACAUUUUGAGCGCCGUCGCCGGAGAAGAACUUGGCCUCUGCGCGGCAAGAUCCCCCUCUAGUCCCGCGAUCCCCUCAACGACGAUGAUCACCGCCACCUCCGUGGGCCUUGCAAUGAACGCGAUACGCUUGUGGUGCUUCUCAACGCUGGGAAAACAUUUCGACUUUCAAGUGAAUAUCAAGAAAACACACCAGUUGGUCACAAGCGGGCCGUACUCUUUUGUUCGACACCCGUCCUACAUAUCUGGGUUUAGCGUGUGGGCCACUGCAACCGUCGUCUUAUUCUCAGAGGAUCACUGGUUUUCUCGAUGUGCAAGGCAGAGCACAGUGGGUAGGGUAGCUGGGUGGUUAUGGCUGGUGGAGGUGGCGAUGCUGGGGUAUAAUUUCUUGGUGGUGCGGCCCAAAGCAGAGGACGAGGGUCUGAAGGAACAUUUUGGGAAGGAAUGGAAUGAGUGGGCGGCAAGGGUACCAUACAGAAUCUUCCCGUACAUCUACUAA